Molecule: messenger RNA, 1641 nt
Organism: Halichondria panicea
Lineage: Eukaryota; Metazoa; Porifera; Demospongiae; Suberitida; Halichondriidae
Product: trace amine-associated receptor 6-like
Exons: 1
Coding region: 461-1453 (330 amino acids)
Biological process (GO): G protein-coupled receptor signaling pathway
Cellular component (GO): membrane
Molecular function (GO): G protein-coupled receptor activity
Source: RefSeq, a predicted model, not a curated record
UUUUAGGAUUAUUCUAGCACUACAUUGUACGGUACCGAAUAAUAACAUCAUGGCCAUUCUAAUUCGUAGCCCAUUUAGAUAUUAUGGUAGCCACUGUUAAAAUUGAGAAAUGACUCCAGCAACAUAAAUAAGCCACUGUAUACAUGUUAAUGCGUGUGUCUUAGACUAGCCUCAACUCCAGCCCCUUCAGCCUGGAAUCAAGGCUAGUCUUAGAUCUACCCUAAAUAAGCUUCCCUAACCCUAAUUUAAUAAAUCUUGGCAAUAGGAUCUAUUAUGAGGCCACAAAUCAGAUGAACUUGGUAGGCUUUGUUGUGUAGCACAUGCACGUACACAAUUAAGGUGUAUAGAUCUAAUGCCCCUCAAUCAGUUUGAUAGAUAACUGUAUUUAGUUUAAGAAGUAAUAGGAAAUAACUCAGUAGAUACUAUAGCCUGUGUAAAUUCUGCUACAAAUUCUGCUACAAUGAAUGUCUCUGUAGACAACAUGUCUUCCUUGACUUGUGAGGAGAGACGUUAUAUUGGUAGAACAACUGUGGACUUUGAUACAGAGGCCAUCUUACGCUACCUUCUCGUGGGAUACCUCAUACUCCUAUUCCCAUUUUCAGUAUGUCUCAACGGAUUUCUCAUUAUUCUUAUGGCAACGAUCAAGUCACUACACCAGACUGUGUACUUUCUAGCUCUUCAAGUAGUUGUGGUUGAUUUCGGAUUAUCAAUAUUUGUACUACCAAUCACAAUUGCAAAUGCAAUUGCUGGAAAAUGGGCAUUUGACCCUACAUUUUGUUCACUGUCGAUCUUUGUUAUCCAUUUAAUCAGAAUGGCACGGUAUUGGUUGAUGUUUGUAUUUGUGAGCGAUAGAUUUGCCUCGGUAUUUUUCCCAUUCUCGUAUUUACAAUACCAAAAAAAGUUUGUGAUCAUCCUGUCCAUAAUGGCUUGGGCUAUUUCACUCUCUUUUGCUAUUUUGCCUGUGGCUCUUGACUGUGCAAUGUUUAGCCGUACCGCUUUUUAUUGCACUGGUGGCAAUGGUUGCACGAACACCAAUGCCUGUCAAUCUUCCAGACUCUUAACAAUCACCUUGACCAAUAUCAUGGGAAGCUUUGUACCACUUGUGCUCUAUAUAAUCCUAUUCCUAAAAGCAAAAAUGUUACAGAAAUCUAUUAUCGUACCUAAUUGUGACGGUGAUGAUUCAAAUCACAGAAACAAUGCUCGCCACAAUACUACAUUCUUUUUCCUUUUUCUCGCACUGUUUGGAGUGAACAUAAUCCCAUUCUUCUUCUUUAUAGUUGGAAAUUCCAUCCUCUCCACCCUUUCGAUCCCUCCUCCUUCACAGUAUGUCAUUACAACCAUCAUUUUUAGAUCGUUGUACAAUAUUCUGCCGCUAAUCGAUGCCAUCGCCAUAAUAAGAAACAGAGAUUUUCGACAGGCUAUCAGUUUAUUCAAAUCGAAACUUUUUGGUUAGGACUUCGUUCGAUUCCGAUUCAGCUUUAUGCUUAUACUUAGUAGUCGGUUUAUAAACGAAGCAGAUUUGUUACUCUGCUAAGAAGAAUGGACUCAAUUUAACAUUAGUAGCUGGCAGUGCAUGUAGAUCUCAUUGAUGAUAUUGUGAUUUGUAAGUAGUGUAUCCAGCUGCAUUGUAUAUACCGUAUA